CAGAUUGACUGUAUCAUGUCCUGUAUAUCUUCCACCAUUGAUGCAAUUCCAUACCACUUAUAGCUCAACCAGCCAUCGGUUAAUGACCCCGCAAAACCCGGUCCAGCAGGAUCUCUUAUAUGACCGCCAACCCACUGAGCGACAAAAUUAUUUCCUCUUUUCUUGUCAUAUUCUUUCCCUAAAAUUUCUUAUCUUUAGACAAUUCACACCACAGCAAUCACAAUGGCUCCCCCAGCUGUGUUGAUGGUAGGAACAGGCGAGUACACGACCGGCUACGUCGGCGGUACAGCCUCGACCUCCGACAAGAAAGUGGGUGUCGUGGGCUUGACGCUCUUCGACUUGCGUCGUCGCGGCAAAGUCGGCGAUUUGAGCAUGGUGGGUGUAUCUGGAUCCAAAUUCCCCGGAAUCCGCGCACACUUGCAGAAGAAUAUCUCCGAAGUCUACAACGGCCUUGAUGUCUCUUUCACCUCCUUCCCCGCCGACAACACCUCCGACCCAGAAGCCUACAAAGCCGCCAUUGACGCCCUCCCCGCCGGCUCUGCAAUCACCAUUUUCACUCCCGACCCCACCCAUUAUCCCAUCGCUUUGUACGCCAUUCAGCGCAAGAUCCACGUUCUCAUCACCAAGCCUGCGACCAAGCUCCUCUCCGACCACCUCGACCUGCUCGCUGAGUCUCGCAAGCACAAUGUAGUUGUGUACAUUGAGCACCACAAGCGCUUCGACCCGGCCUACAGUGACGCUCGUGCUAAGGCUGCCAAGCUCGGCGACUUCAACUACUUUUACAGCUACAUGAGUCAGCCCAAGAGCCAGCUGGAGACGUUCAAGGCUUGGGCUGGCAAGGACUCGGAUAUCUCUUAUUAUUUGAACAGCCACCACGUGGACGUUAAUGAGAGCAUGGUGCCGGACUAUGUCCCCGUGAAGGUAACGGCUAGUGCGGCUACAGGAACUGCUGUCGAACUGGGUUGUGCCCAUGAGACGGAGGACACGAUUACUCUGCUUGUGGAAUGGAAGAAGAAGGAUGGGUCACGAAUGGCUACGGGUGUUUACACAUCUAGUUGGACCGCGCCACAGAGGGCCGGUGUACACUCUAACCAAUACUUCCAUUAUAUGGGAUCGAAGGGCGAAAUUCGUGUUAAUCAGGCUAAGCGUGGCUAUGAUGUUGCCGAGGAUGAGGCUGGAUUGUCUUGGAUUAACCCGUUCUAUAUGAAGUACGCACCCGACGAGGAGGGUAACUUCGGUGGUCAGACUGGCUACGGAUACAUCAGUUUCGAGAAGUUCAUUGAUGCCGUCACAGCUGUUAAUGAGGGACGGUUGACGCUUGAUCAGCUGGAUGCCAGGCCGAUCCCGACUUUGAAGAACACGAUUGCCACAACGGCAAUCCUGCAUGCAGGACGCAUUUCCUUGGAUGAGAAGCGGUCGGUGGAGAUCGUGACUGAGGAUGGAAAGUGGGAGCUGAAGUAGAUACCUUUAGAGACACUUGUAUGUAAUUACUUUGUUAUGUAUGGCUGUAUGAACGUUUAUGAUUCUGGUCC
This is a messenger RNA of Aspergillus piperis CBS 112811, 1532 nucleotides long. RefSeq names its product Gfo/Idh/MocA family protein. Lineage: Eukaryota; Fungi; Ascomycota; Eurotiomycetes; Eurotiales; Aspergillaceae. Bases 223 to 1461 code for a protein of 412 amino acids. The record is from RefSeq and is a predicted model, not a curated record. Gene Ontology annotation, molecular function: nucleotide binding; oxidoreductase activity. The transcript has 5 exons. Gene Ontology annotation, cellular component: cytoplasm. Gene Ontology annotation, biological process: NADPH regeneration.